Molecule: messenger RNA, 2339 nt
Organism: Lentinula edodes (shiitake mushroom)
Lineage: Eukaryota; Fungi; Basidiomycota; Agaricomycetes; Agaricales; Omphalotaceae
Exons: 9
Coding region: 1-1908 (635 amino acids)
Source: RefSeq, a predicted model, not a curated record
AUGAUACGCUCUUCUGCACAAAUCCGGGCUGCGUUGGCCUUUCUCAAUCAUUCAAAUUGUGGUGAAAUCAAGCUGAACUCAACAAUAGUGUUGACAUGGGGCUGCUGGCUGGGUGCCAACGUGGUAGAAGAGCCAGAAGGAGAUCGCAAGGUCGAACGGAGGGGUGCGGGGUAUUUUGAUAAUGCGCUUCGGAGGGUCGAAGGAGCAGCUGUCGCGUUGAGAUCAUAUGGUCAAUCUCGACUUUCUCCUCGACCCUCUUGCUUCUUCCUGCUUCGCUCUUAUCGUCGUAGUCUUCCCUCCUACUCCUCCCUGGUCAAACCUCCUUCCCCAUCGAAAUUCGGUGAACCGUCGAACCGCAACAACAUACGAAGCCAGUGGUUGAAAAAUGACAACAAAAUGUCAUUGGGGAGCUACGCUAUCAGCUGGAUUGUCUGGCGGUCGCUUCAUAUGGGCACGAAGAGUAGACGGCGGCAGAGUUUCGUGAUGGGUCUACUUAUCUUCCGUGCUUCCGUGUGGGAUUUUGCCUCUGGAUUACUUCCGUAUGCCCAAGCGUACAGGCAGAACUGCUUAUGGAUGACAAAGAGGACUAGGAUGGUGGACAUCCUCAUGUUCAAGGCUUCAAGUGAUUAUGUAGCCUGGCUCUCCGUGGAUCAUCCGAACGUGAAGCCGAUGCUUCCGGGAAAUGGCUCGGGAUCGUUGGGUCGUUGGAAACGAACGCCCCAAGGGCCAGGGACCGACUCCAUAACUGACAUAGUACCUUUUAUGUUCAGUGUGAAGAUACGUCUUGGGGCUAUCCGCCAACUCCGAACUAAAGCUGGCACUGUCGCUGCCAAACCUAUCGAUCAGGCGCACGACCAAAUGGAUCCAUUCCGAUCCUCUAGCGCACUCAGCGUUCCUCAACCGACGAUUGAGAUUCCGCUUGAUGAGUUAUUGAGAGGGAUGGAUGGGUUUGACGGUAUGGAAGGUAUGGAGGGCUUGGACGGCGGAGACGACAUGGAUGGCCUCCUUAAUCAUUUGCACCUGUUGUUCAACCAAUUUACUCAAACUACGACAACGGCGUCGUCGUCGACUCCCCCGUUGUUCGGUACCACCUCCUUAGUUCCACCGUCCAAAAACCCCAACGCGAACGAUUUCGAUGGGGAAGAUGAAAGCCAAGACGUAGAGAUGUUCGAUCAUUCCUCUUCCGCUUAUCACCCCUUGAUCUUUGACGACAAUCCCAAUAACGAACAUAUCUCUUCGUUUGAUUGUGACCUCAACUCUGCUGAACCUAUCCAAGUUCCCAUCCCAACUGUAUCCGGAGACUCGUUGCGUGUGCUGUUUGGGGAUCCUCCCAGUGGUCGUUCGGAUGGCCGUUUAUUAACUCCAUUCGAGGAGGCUCUGAGUUUCAGUGGCCAGCAAGGUCGUUUGAGUCGGCUUAGCAGUCCCACUAGCCGCAGUAGCCAUCACACCCAUCUUUCCAACCACAAAGAUGACGCAGGGUUCAGUGUGGACGUCGAUGUUGAAUCGGACAACUCAGACUCCGAGUCCGACUCUAGCGAGUCUGUCGAGUUGACGAUGUCUUCCACGACCACGAUGACGUUAAGCAGUGCUCAACACAGUACUGAGUUCGUUUAUUCCGGUGCUGGCUCCGUAGGGGGAGUGAAAAAGAAACUCUGUGGUAUCGAGCUUAUGCCUAUUAGCCCGCAGUCCAUUGGCACCAUGGUGACAACACCGUCUCCUGUCCCUGGUGCUGUGGAUAGCUUUGCCUCAGGAAACGAGCUUCAACAUCAAUACAACCAGUAUCAAAACUCGCCAACUUCUGUUUCUGAAGGUGCAACAUCGGAGCGCCGCGGAGGUUCCGAGGCGUUUCAACCACAGUUACGGGUGAAGGAAGGAUUCCGGAGGCCUAUCAAAAGGAUGCAAGGAUAGAAGAAAACUUCCGUACAUUCGAGGAUGGAUUUUCCUUUGAGAGUAUUUUCCAGAGAGACUGGCGGGAGACGCGAGUGAGACCCAGCGUUGAAGGACUGCUGGGAGCAGAAGGGUUGAGGACAAGAUUGGAUGAGAAUCUGCCUAUGAAUUUUGUUGCUCAUGGGAGGAAAGGCUCGCCAGUGAUGUCAAACUCAGGAGCUUCUCGUUCUUCUGCAAUGUCGAUGCGUCACAGCCCGGGGCACGGGGGUUGAUUCGUCGGUCUAGCCCACCAUCAACAAUAUAAUCGUUGUGGAUGCCAUUCCUUCCAUAUCUGGAGGUUCAUCUUCGCGUGGAAAGAGGAAAGCUGCUGUGGAAAGCGAUGAUGAAGUUGUUUUCGUGGAAGGUCCCAGUGCUGCACCGAUGAAAGGGGGGAAGAAGGCCAAGCCAACGAA